Pygocentrus nattereri (red-bellied piranha) is the source of this 11199-nucleotide messenger RNA. It is a transcript of the gene cacna1hb, whose product is annotated as calcium channel, voltage-dependent, T type, alpha 1H subunit b. NCBI's taxonomy places the organism in Eukaryota, Metazoa, Chordata, Actinopteri, Characiformes, Serrasalmidae. Gene Ontology annotation, biological process: sodium ion transmembrane transport; membrane depolarization during action potential; calcium ion import. The record is from RefSeq and is a predicted model, not a curated record. Bases 248 to 7099 code for a protein of 2283 amino acids. The transcript has 35 exons. Gene Ontology annotation, molecular function: voltage-gated sodium channel activity; low voltage-gated calcium channel activity. Gene Ontology annotation, cellular component: voltage-gated sodium channel complex; neuron projection; plasma membrane.
GAGCGCUCGGUCCCGCCGCUUUAUCACUGAAAGCCGCUGUAAUGCUGUAAGUUUGGCGGCCGUGGGGCGGCAGUUCGGAGGAGGAUGAGCCCGCGUCGCCGCUGAGCGGCCGGACUGAGGGACUAAUCUCCGUUUCUACAUGUUUUAAACUGUAUCGCUGAGCGGGGUUGGCAGCGCAGUCCGCAGCCGAGGCGAUGCUCCAGCAGCCGUCAGACCGCAGGGUCGCGGUUCUGCCCGCCUCUCUGUCAUGAGCGCCGGUGAGGGAGCCCCGCCAGCCCCGCGGCCGGAGCUCCGCGCCCCGCCAGCCCCGCGGCCGGAGCUCCGCGCCCCGCCUCAGGGCGAGGCCGAGCAGGAGGCCGCCGGGCUCUCCGGAGCUCCAGGAGCGCCGUGGGACUCCAGCAGCAGCAGCGGAGGAGGAAGAGGAGGAGGAGGAGGAGGAGUAGGAGGAGGAGGAGAGGCGGCGAGCGAGGAGGAAAGCGCAGCGCUGCCGUACCCGUCCCUCGCCCCGGUGGUUCUCUUCUGUAUGGGACAGAGCACGAGACCCCGCAGCUGGUGCCUCGCGCUCGUAUGCAGCCCUUGGUUUGAGCGAGUCAGCAUGCUGGUGAUUUUGCUCAACUGCGUCACCCUCGGCAUGUUCCAGCCCUGCCAGGACCUGGAGUGCCACUCGGAGAGAUGCAGCAUUCUGCAGGCGUUUGACGACUUCAUCUUUGCCUUCUUUGCUGUGGAGAUGGUGGUUAAGAUGGUGGCUCUGGGAGUCUUUGGCCCGAAGUGCUACCUUGGUGACACGUGGAACCGCCUGGACCUCUUUAUCGUCAUGGCAGGGAUGUUGGAGUACUCUCUGGAUGGGCACAACGUUAGUUUCUCUGCGAUCCGAACUGUCCGGGUUCUCAGACCACUUCGAGCCAUCAACAGAGUACCUAGCAUGCGUAUUUUGGUGACCUUACUAUUGGACACGUUACCGAUGCUGGGAAACGUUUUGCUGCUGUGUUUCUUCGUUUUCUUCAUCUUUGGGAUUGUUGGUGUACAGCUGUGGGCAGGGCUUCUGAGGAACCGCUGUUUCUUGGAUGAGGACGUGAGGAUGUUGUACAACUUCUCUCGGUCUCUCAGCCCUUAUUACAGGUCGGAAGACUCCGACGACAUCCCCUUUAUCUGCUCAACCAACCGGGAGAACGGGAUGCUGCGUUGCUCGGACGUUCCGCCCCGCAGGGUGGGGGGGGUCUACUGCCAGCUCAGUGCUGACAAUAUUACAGACCACACCCCUCAAGCGGCUGCCCAGAAUGGGUGUGUCAACUGGAACGCAUAUUAUAACAGCUGCAGAGCAAGCGAGCACAAUCCACACAAUGGCGCCAUCAACUUCGACAACAUAGGAUAUGCUUGGAUCGCCAUCUUUCAGGUCAUCACUUUAGAGGGAUGGGUGGAUAUCAUGUACUACGUCAUGGACGCACAUUCCUUUUACAACUUCAUCUAUUUCAUCUUCCUCAUCAUUGUGGGCUCCUUCUUCAUGAUCAACCUGUGCCUGGUCGUCAUAGCGACUCAGUUUUCGGAAACGAAGCAGCGGGAGAACCAGCUGAUGCGGGAGCAGCGGGCUCGCUUCCGCAGCAACGAGUCAACACUAGCUAGCUUGACCGAGCCUGGCUCCUGCUACGAAGAAAUGAUCAAGUACCUGAGCCACCUCUGCCGCAAGCUCGGCCGGCAGGUCAGCCGUGUCUACGGCAGGAUACGGCCGUGCCGGCGGAGCAAGGGCUCCAGCCCCAGGAACUCUGCGGCAGGAGGAGGCUCCAACAGACACUGGAGCAGCAAGGAGAAUUUCGACCUGACCCGACACCUCAUACACCACCACCACCACCACCAUCACCACCGACACCACUGCAACGGCAUGGACAUGGAAAUGAAGGCCCUUCAUUUGGGUGGUGAAGGUCAGACCCUCAAACAGACUCCCCCUCUCUCCCUUCCUUUACCCAGCGUGAAGGGUUUGAACUACCCCACCAUACUGCCCUCUGCACUUUUCACACACUCACGCACAAAGCGCGGCUGCGCAAGCGGGGUCAAGACCCCUGCGGCCAGCCACUCACAAUACGGCAGGACAGUCCACAGUGGGUUCCACGAGACCUACAACAAAAUGCAACAUGGUCUAUACCCAGAUGUGUGCUCCAGUGCGUGCGUGGAAGGCGGUGCUGGUCUGGCACCUGGCGAGUUUUCUCCAUGCCCGAUUUGUGUCCCCGAGGGCAGUGGUGUAACCUACCACUCCGACAGCGACUCGGACACAGAGAAGCGGAGUUCCAGGGGCACGGAAGUGAAGAAAUUCAGCUGGGAUGCGGAGCCGAGGGAGAAACCGACUGGGAACUGCUUCAGCGUUUGUCUGCGCUGUGCCAGAGCUGUAUUGAGGAGAAUUGUGGACAGCAAGUACUUCAACAGGGGGAUAAUGUUUGCUAUCCUCAUCAAUACACUCAGCAUGGGAGUGGAAUACCACGAACAGCCGGCUGAGCUGACAGAUGUGUUGGAGAUCAGUAAUAUAGUCUUCACCAGCCUGUUUGCCCUAGAGAUGCUGCUCAAGCUGCUGGCCUGCGGUCUAUUUGGCUAUAUCAGCAACCCCUACAACAUUUUUGAUUUGAUCAUUGUUAUCAUCAGCGUGUGGGAGAUCAUCGGGCAGGCGGACGGAGGUUUAUCGGUUCUGCGGACGUUCCGACUCCUGAGGGUUCUGAAACUGGUGCGCUUCAUGCCGGCCCUGCGCAGACAGCUGGUGGUCCUGAUGAAGACCAUGGACAACGUGGCCACUUUCUGCAUGCUGCUCAUGCUCUUCAUCUUCAUCUUCAGUAUCCUGGGGAUGCAUCUCUUUGGGUGUAAGUUCACUCUGCGCUUGGAGAAUGGGGACACGGUCUCUGAUAGGAAGAACUUCGACUCGCUCCUCUGGGCCAUUGUCACCGUGUUCCAGAUACUGACACAGGAGGACUGGAACGUGGUGUUAUAUAACGGCAUGGCCUCCACGUCUCCAUGGGCAGCCCUGUACUUCGUGGCUCUGAUGACCUUCGGCAAUUACGUCCUCUUCAACCUGUUGGUGGCCAUAUUGGUGGAGGGCUUCCAGGCUGAGGGAGAUGCUAGCAGGUCAGAGAGUGAAGAUGAUGUUCUGUCCUCUGACUUUGAUGAAGAGGACAAAUUGAGAGAACUGUUAAGCUCAGGGAUGGAUGUGAAAAUGCAGACACUCAUGCCGAUCUCUAACGGUCAUCUGGAGCCCAGAGCAGCGAUGCCCCCCCACAACACACACAUCCACCCCAGCGCCACACCCAGGACUGAAAUCUCCCACAUCGACAUGCAAUCACGACGCAGCAGCAACGCCUCCAAUGAGCACCACGACCAGAGAUCGCUGUCCAGUCUGUGGGGAAGCCGCCGCUCCAGCUGGAACAGCCUAGGCCACGCCCCCAGCCUCAAGAGGCGUGGCCAGUCAGGAGAGCGCGAGUCACUCCUAUCAGGCGAGGGGCGGGAAAGCUUAGAUGAUGACCAGUCGGAGGAGGGCAAGUCCAGCAGGACGGGCAGCCUGGGCGGAGUUUCGCGUCUGGGGUCUUUCGACUUGCCGGAGCUGCUGCAGGUUCCGCCCCUGUCCCGCCCCUAUGUGGAGUGCAACGGCAGAGUGGACGGGUCCUAUCCUUCUUCUCCAUACGGGCCUCAGCGACAGCUCUCACAUACACAUGCAGAGGAAGAUGAGGAGUUGGAAGAGAGCUGGUGUCUGAUGGUCAAGAGGAUAUUGGAGCCAUAUAAACCCCAGUGGUGCAGAGAUCACGAAGAUUGGUCACUUUAUCUGUUCUCGCCUCAAAACGAGUUCCGUGUGCGUUGUCAGAAGGUCAUCACUCAUAAGAUGUUCGAUCACAUUGUCCUGAUCUUCAUCUUCCUCAACUGCAUCACCAUCGCACUAGAGAGACCUGACAUCCAGCCCUACAGCAUGGAACGUGUUUUCCUCAGCGUGUCUAACUACAUCUUCACUGCCAUCUUCGUAGCUGAGAUGACAGUUAAGGUGGUGGCGAUGGGGAUGUAUGUGGGUCCAGGCUCGUAUCUGCAGAGCAGCUGGAAUGUUCUAGAUGGGCUGCUGGUCUUCGUGUCUAUAGUGGACAUCCUGGUGUCGCUGGCCUCGUCUGGAGGCAACCGCAUUUUGGGAAUCCUGCGUGUGCUGCGUCUCCUCAGAACGCUGAGGCCUCUCAGAGUUAUAAGCAGAGCUCCAGGACUUAAGCUGGUGGUUGAAACACUGAUAACGUCUCUCCGACCAAUUGGAAACAUUGUGCUGAUCUGCUGUGCUUUCUUCAUCGUGUUUGGCAUAUUGGGGGUCCAGCUCUUUAAGGGAAAGUUUUAUCACUGCGAAGGCUUCGACACCAAAAACAUCACCAACAAGUCGGAGUGUCUGCAAGCGCACUACCGAUGGGUACGCCGAAAAUACAACUUUGACAAUCUGGGCCAGGCACUGAUGUCGUUGUUUGUCCUUUCAUCUAAAGACGGCUGGGUCAACAUCAUGUAUGACGGGUUAGACGCUGUGGCCGUGGACCAGCAGCCCAUACGGAACCAUAACCCCUGGAUGCUGCUGUACUUCAUUUCCUUCCUGCUGAUCGUCAGUUUUUUUGUGCUGAACAUGUUUGUGGGCGUGGUGGUGGAGAACUUCCACAAGUGCCGGCAGGACCAGGAGGAAGAGGAGGCGCGGCUGAGGGAGGAGAAGAGGCAAAGACGCAUGGAGAAGAGGCGCAGGAAGGCCCUUCAGAGACCGUAUUACGCGGACUACUCUCCCGCUCGUCUCUACAUCCACACUCUCUGCACCAGCCACUACCUGGACCUCUUCAUCACCGUCAUCAUCGCCAUCAACGUCCUCACCAUGUCCAUGGAGCACUACAACCAGCCCAAGCGUCUAGAAGAAGCCCUGAAAUAUUUCAACUAUGGCUUCACGUUGGUGUUUGUGAUUGAGGCCAUCCUGAAACUGGUCGCCUUCGGCUUCAGGAGGUUUUUCAAAGAGAGGUGGAAUCAGCUAGACUUGGCCAUUGUUCUGCUGUCUGUUAUGGGCAUUACCCUUGAGGAGAUUGACCUGAAUGCCUCAUUACCCAUUAACCCAACCAUCAUUCGCAUCAUGAGAGUACUUCGCAUUGCCAGAGUGUUGAAGCUGCUGAAGAUGGCCACAGGAAUGAGGGCAUUGUUGGACACGGUAGUCCAGGCUUUACCCCAGGUUGGGAAUCUGGGUCUCCUCUUCAUGCUGCUCUUCUUCAUUUACGCCGCUCUGGGAGUGGAGCUCUUUGGAAAACUCGAAUGCUCAGAGGAGAAUCCAUGUGAAGGUUUGAGCAGACACGCUACGUUUGAGAACUUCGGCAUGGCGUUCCUCACCUUGUUCCGGGUCUCUACCGGAGACAACUGGAACGGAAUCAUGAAGGACACUCUGCGGGAGUGUAAGAGUGGAGACCGCUGCUUGAGUUACCUGCCGCUGGUGUCCCCACUUUACUUUGUGACGUUCGUCCUGGUGGCUCAGUUCGUGCUGGUGAACGUGGUGGUGGCUGUGCUCAUGAAGCAUCUAGAAGAGAGCAACAAAGAGGCUUCCGAAGAGGCGGAGAUGGAGGCGGAGCUGCAGGAGGAGCUGCAGGCAGUUAGGCAGCAGAGCAUGGCCUCUGUGGGCGCCGUUUCUGGGCCAGAGAGUAAAGCUGUGGCUGUAGGUUCACAGAGUCCUGCACCUGAACAGCGAGAUGACCCUUACAAUGGCAACCUGCUCUCUGUUGGGAAGCCUUCCAUAUCAAGGAUGCUGUCUUUGCCAAAUGACAGCUACAUGUUCUACCCCAUUAAGCCUGGACACAGGGCUGCUGAUCAACCCAUCUCCAAACAGCAGUCCAUUGACCGGAAUACUCUAGCAGGCUCGUCUCUCUCUGUAAGCUCUCAGCCGUGUGAACAGGGAUCCCUACUACAGGCUCCAAGGGCAAAACCACAAACAACCUCCAUCUCUCACUUAGAGUCGCUACCCCAGCGUUGCCCCGGUAGACACAACUCCCUCAGGAUGCUUCACAGACAGGAGGCAAUAAAGAGCGAUUCUGUUGAUUCGGCCCACCGCAGCUCCAGAGACAACUUACUUUUGCACUGCUCCGACGACCUUCUGCAUCUCAAAGUGCCCAGCAUUCCCCUGACAGGAGGCUCCGCCCCCUGCACUCCUCAGGCCACGCCCCCUAUCCUCCCUCGCAGCCGGACAGCCAGCGUACAAACGAGCAGACAGGUGUACAGCCAGCGCAGCAUCCCCAGCCGCAAGCCCGCACACAGCCAACCAACACGAACGCUAACUAUAGACAUGCAUGCGCUACCCAACACUGACGAGGCUGAUGAGGAGGUGCGGCAAAUCAUAUCCUCCGUGCACAAAAAAGACUCCCCCCAGCGGAUCAAACGUAGCCACACCUUAUCCCCUUAUGUCACAACCCCAAGCCAAUCACAGAACUCACAGCAGAGUGACAGGGGAGCUCACCAGCAGGGCUCUAGGGGUGGCAACCUGAGGAAGUACUACAGCGUGGACGCGCACGGUCUCCUCACCCAGCCCAGCUACCCUCGUAGGCACUCGACGCACGGCGAGGAGUUCCAGCUGCAGCCAGCGGCUGAGCAAAGCAGGCCGUCCUGUCAAACGCGUGGCAGAUCGGCAUCUCCGGCACCCAGAAAGGAGAAAAUGAGUCCGCCUUGCAUUUCUAUAGACCCGCCCACUGACUCGGAGAUUCCCUCUCCUCCAACCUCCAAUCAGGAGAGCAGCACAGUCCUGAGGAGGCGGGCGCCGUCGUUUGAGUCGUUCACGCAGGAGUCUUUGGAUCUUCCCGAUAGUCCACCAGUCACAAAGCCCCUCCCGCCACUAGAACCUCAUUCGGAACCUUGUUCGUCAGGCCGCCUGCCUCUCCCCCAGUUUUCUUUUGACCAAUCAGACGUGAGCUCCCUGAGCAGUCUGUCGGAGCUGCUGUCGGACAGCGACCAGUCCUCACACUCCUUCCCUCUCGAGGCCCAGUCCGAGAGCGUGGGCCCUGUUGGGAGCAGUGUGGCACGUAGCUCCUUCAGGAAGAGGGGGCUGGUCAGAAUGCUCAGCUCUAGGGAUUCAGCAAACCCAGAUUCUGUUGCCUAGGCAACCAAAAACGUAAGGCUUUUGACGAUGCACCCAUCAGGUAGGAAUUGAGAGGGGGACAAACACAGUGAGGUCACGAGUUAUGCAAUGAACAGAACUGAAAUCCUUCCUAAUCAUAUUGAUUAGGAAUAACGGGAGUGUUAAUGAUCUAAACAACUGAAGUUUUAUGUAUGUUUGAACCUCUUGAACCUUAUAAACUCACGCCAUAAUCCUGCACCUCACAGUGCAGGUCUAAAAUAGCAGGAGUGAUGUACCUGUUAUCAUCAAACUAUUGUGAUACUAAAUAGCAACCCUUAAAUAAUUGAUAUAUUUUAGUUACCAUUAGAACCCUAUAUUAUAAUAUGGUUGUUAUAUCCUGGAUCUAAGGAGAAUGUUAGCUUAGUUUAAGGUGUUAAAACCUGAACUAUGUGUUUCAAUGUGGCAGUAGGUUCAGUGUUUUUUUGUUUUUUUUUAUGGUGUAUUCACAGAAGGGGGCGAUGCUGACAUGUUGUUGUUGAAAGCUCAAAUCUUAAACGCGCUGCAUGGCAGAAUUAUAAGGACUGUAUGGGUGAGUGAACUACGAUGGCGAUCGCAGACUGUACGAAGUAAUAUAUUUAUUGAACGCAGGGAUCGGCCUAUUGUAUUUUUUUAGGUCAGUGUUUUGCACAUGGAUUGAGAAGAAGCGUGCUCAAGACUUUUGUCCGUUUUCUCUGGCAGUUUCUACGAAAUAUAUUUAGAGUAAACAAACGAGCACUUCUGCCACAAGAUUUUUCAGAUUUUUUCAUGGCACCUGAGACUCAAAGAUUUCUCACUGCAAUGAUAAAGCAUGUGAAUGCAGGCUUAAAUGCUUCUUCAGUUACCGCUUUGAUGAGCACCUCUGCCAGUCAAGAAAUGAAGUGGGGGUCUGGUAUCUCGCUCCAAAGCCGUACCAGUUCCUGUUAUGUUCUUACACUGUUAUUUCAUUGUGGUCAUGAUGAGAGAGCACCGUUCUCCUUACGGUCUUGAUUGUCACUUAUGCAGCAACAGUUAAAGGGAAAUUGCGUUAAUCGUCCAGUAUUUCUGCAUAGUUUAGUAAACCGUCAUUCUCAUUAAGAUUUCUUUACAGGGGUGCUGAUGGGAACCAGUGGUCACUUUGGCUCUGUUCACACAGCAGGAUAAAGUGGCCCAAAUCUGAUUUUCUCACCGAAUCCAACUCUUUUGUUUGGAUGUUCAUUUUAUCUUUCAAAUGUGAUCUACAUGCCACAUCAGUCUGAACAGAUCAGCUCCUAAAGCGCAAAAGAACAACACUUGACGAGGCUCGUCCAGAGGUAAACAAUCACGACUGCCAACGAACGCCAGUCGCUCCCGGAGCUUCAGUUUUACCUUUGCCAGCAUCACAGGAUCCAUCAUGAAGCUUCACUGACUGGCAGCUGGGCUCAUCACCCAGAACGUGUUCAAGCGUCCGAUUCUUUAAACUUUGCUUUCAGACUUUUAACUGUUCUUUGACGAGGCAGCCUUGUUCUCCUGCGGCUGCGUUCGCCCAUUUCUUUCAAAAUCUCUUCAAACACGGAGCAGUUUGGAUGAGUCUCUUCUAAUUGUUGUACAGAAACAUCACUCCAAACGUUUGAGGUCUCAGCAGUGUGAAAUAAUAAUGAAUGUCAGGUUUGAUUACAUAAAAACGGCAUGAAUUCUAAUCUGAGUCGCAUUGCCGCAUAUCGGAUUUCAGUACCUCAUAUGAAAGCGUCUCAAUCGAAAUUGAAAAUGUCAGAUUCAGUGCAUUUUUUGCUGUUCACACUGACACAGACACACGUGUUACAUAUGAAGAAAAACAUCAGAUUUGGGCCACUUUUACCUGCCGUGGAAACACAGGGCUACAACACAGAUAAAGCCAAUUUAUUCACUACUCAGAGUGACCAGUGACCCUACACAGUAUUUAUAUGUAAUUUUGAUGAUGGUAAAACGUUAAAAAUAUGUUUUCUUUUGGUUACAUUUUGCCAGUGCAAAAACACCAGAAACCACCUUUCAUUUAUUCCAUUUCCAGUCAAAACAGGAUAAAAAACAGGAAACUUCUAUUUUACUGGAAAUUAUACUCCAACACUAAGUAUAAUAUCAGAUAUUGACAUUUGUGCAUCUCCUGCCACUUUAACUUUUCCAACCUACCAAUCUUGAAACCAACCAGUUACGGUUGUUUCCUUCAGCAAAAGCCUUUCCAAACAUAUCACUGACAUUAUGUUCCCCUUAAAGAGGCACUAACAUUCACACAAACAUCUGUAACUCACUUCACCGUAGCUGCCUUCAAAUUUCCUUCUCAUGUGCACCUGAAAUGGCUGAAGAAGAUAUUUCUGAAGAUUGUAGGUAUACGAUAAUCCAAGUUAAUAAUUGUAUACAAUAAGCAGAAAGUCUAAAGAAAAUAAGUGAAUUUGAACAAUAAAAAAGGCGGAGAGAAAAUGGGACUCCUAGCAACUACCUGGAAGACCUGGUUGGGACCAAAACUGGGCUAAGCAGAUAAGCAGCACAUAAAGCUUUUGUAUUUAGGAGAGAGGACAAAAUCAAGCUUCGGAUCACGUGGCUAUCAAGAAGCUGGUACUGAAAAAAGAAGAUAUUUUGCAGUAGAUCAUCAAAACUGGACAUCUGACGUUUUUUCUGAUGAGUCUAAAUUUGUAAGCAGGAUUACUUGGAUUAUACACUUGGGUAAAUUUAGUGGACAUGCACAUUUUAUAUAUAUAUAUAUAUAUAUGUAUGUAUAUAUAUGUGUAUAUAUGUAUGUAAAUCUAUACACACACACAGGGUGAUUCAAAAAGAUUAAUCCAAUUUCAAAGCGCCAUAUUUUUAUAACCGUGAGGCGGUUCAAUAAGAGUGAAUCCGUCAUCACAUGCAAUGUAAUCGUAGGCAGUGAACCUCCAACAGCUCCGAGUUCGUCGUUGGCUCCACAGCACUGGAUGAUCUCUGAAAUCGUACUGAAAGAGCCGUGAGUGCAGUGACACCCGGCACGCUCAGUCCAGUAUAGGAUGAAUUUAACUGGUGCUGAUGUUGUCCGUACAGCUGGAGGAGCUUCUUGUACAAUUUCAUAAUAAAUCUUAUGCUCAUUUGAACUGUUUACAGUUACUGCAUUGACCUGUAAUGAUUUACAAGGGAAAUAAAUCAUUUUGAUAUCGGAUGAAUCUUUUUGAAUCACCCUGUAGAAAUAGCCAUCAUGAAAACUAUCACAAAUCAAUGUCUCAGGCAUCAGGAUAGCUUUAUCGAAGCAUUAAACUCUUCAGAUGUCUGGUUCCUAUCACCAUCACCGUGAACAAUCCUGUGUUGUUCAGUUUCCCAUCAGACCACCUUGAACCACUUUGCUUACAUCUUAAUGAUUUUAAGAAAAUUCCCCUUUAACUGCUCAGAAAGUGUGUUGAGUGAUGAAACAUUUACACGGAAAAACAGUGAUAAAACCGCACUCUGUGAUUCCUAGUGGUUUUGUUUACAUCCACUUUGUUGUACAUAAGCAUUUCUUCUUGAAGAUAAAUCAUCGUGGAAGACUCAGAGAAAUAUUUUACCCCAUCGUGAGCCACUGUUGGUUUUAUAUCCCAUUGUUUACAAAGCAAUCAAAGCAUACCGAACGUCUUUCUUUGGGUAAUUCAAUUUGCAUCUCCAGCUCUGAGAAGUACGUUUCUACCAUCAGCUGUUGGCAGCGUUGUUUCUUUGUUCUCAAAUCACAGAGUGUACCUUUACUUUGAGUGUCGACAUGUAUUUUGCACCUCAGUAUCUCACUAGCUGUCGUGUCCUGCAGCAGAAGGAGAGAGACAUGGAAACCUAAGGGCUUUUAAACACAAAUCAUGUUAUUAAUGGUUUCUGAAGAGUUAAACGGUUUAUGUUAAGAACAUUUUUAAUGUAAGUUCCUGUGUUUUAAUAUCGAAAUUGUGAAAGAUCUGUCUACUGAAGUCCUAAAGAAGGCUUGCCUGUACAGGGUUCACUUUGUCGGAACGCAUCAAAAACGAUCACGCAGCAGUUUGACCCAGAGAGGUGCCUUUAGACUGUUUCAUGAUAAGAUUUCAGGGCAAGAGUGGACUUGGAGAUCGUUUUAUUCAGGCCACUGAAAAAUGUUGAUAGCGAACGUCAAAUUGACUGUUUUUUUUAAAGACAAUAAAGUUUAUUGAAGAGCA